Messenger RNA from Morchella sextelata, 363 nucleotides. RefSeq lists its product as uncharacterized. The coding region runs from base 1 to 363 and encodes 120 amino acids. Lineage: Eukaryota; Fungi; Ascomycota; Pezizomycetes; Pezizales; Morchellaceae. The transcript has 2 exons. The record is from RefSeq and is a predicted model, not a curated record.
AUGCCGCGCUGGCCGAAGCCUGGACCAGAUGACGCUUCGAAACUGGAGUCCAGUGACGAUUUAAGAUCCAAACAAGGUGCAGCUCUAGAACUACAAACGGGUUACAACUCAAACGUCAUCUACGGUACUGGUAGUGGUGGUGGUGGUGGUGGUGGCACUGAUUAUGAGUAUAGUGGUGGUAGGGGAUAUGCAUCAGUUAAUGAAUUGAAAGUGCCUUUGUUCCCGCAAAAUGCGUUCAUUAAUGGUGUAGUUGGGUUUGUUGUGGAGGCAAUGGCAGAUCGAGUUGUCCUGGUAACGGAAGCUACCCACUUGAUAUACAAGAAUGCGGAGAGUGUCAGCAUCACCGCUGUGGCUGGUGCUUGA